AUGGCCUUCAAGCUAUACAACAUUUUGUUCAAGAGAAAUUCAGUUUUUGUUGGUACUAUCUUUGCCUCCGCUUUCGUUUUCCAGGCUGUUUUUGAUAACGCUGUUACAUCGUGGUAUGAGUCCCACAACAAAGGUAAAUUGUGGAAGGAUGUGAAGCUAAAAUUGAUGGACUCUGCAGAUGACGAUGACGAAGACGAUGAAUGA
Messenger RNA from Eremothecium cymbalariae DBVPG#7215, 204 nucleotides. It is a transcript of the gene QCR9, whose product is annotated as ubiquinol--cytochrome-c reductase subunit 9. The transcript is spliced from 2 exons. Bases 1 to 204 code for a protein of 67 amino acids. Lineage: Eukaryota; Fungi; Ascomycota; Saccharomycetes; Saccharomycetales; Saccharomycetaceae. The record is from RefSeq and is a predicted model, not a curated record. Gene Ontology annotation, biological process: mitochondrial electron transport, ubiquinol to cytochrome c.